AUGUCGGUCUUGAAGGAGAUUGCGGAGGCGGGUGGCGAUCAGUUAGCGGAUUUGAAGUUGGUCAAGUAUGGCAUUGUCGUGGCCGCUACAUGGACGUGGGCAGAGAUAUGCGCGAAUAUGGAGGAAGAGAUCACCUACAUUUGGCCUUCCCGCAUAAGUUUCAUGAAGGUCCUUUACUUUCAUAACCGUUACUCACCUGUAGUGGACACGGCAUUCGCGCUCGCGAGUUCUCUGAGCAACGUUGGCAAUCACAAGCUGUGCACAGCCGAGUUUCAAGUCAUGGCAUUCUCUUACACCAGCGGGACGUUUGCCUCGGAGUUCAUCCUGAUAGCACGGACUCUCGCUCUCUACAACUUCCAUCCCUUCAUGAUUGCUCUCGCAUGCGCUCUUGUUCUCAUCACGGUCGUCCCAACUGCUGCAACAUCCAUUCGAAUACUCUUCCCUCUCGCAUAUCCUGGUGACGACGUCAUCAAAAUUACCGGAUGCGUACCGAGCGUGGACAAUAUCAGCUCGGCCUGGGUGUUCUUCAUCUGCCUCUUGGUCUCCGAAACUAUCAUCGUCUCGUUGACGUUCUUUCGGCAGUGGGAGACCGCCGAGGAGAGAGAGGGUCUGCUCCAACGGCUAUUCCGCUGGGGAAAACGGGGCAUGCAAACGGGCCCUACCCUGUCUAUGCCGCGGUCACACCGGUCUCCGCUCGUCAAGACCAUGUAUCGGAACAGCUCUAUAUACUACGUCAUCAUGCUCAUCCUCUCCACCAUUAAUUUGGCGAUGACGGCCACGAAUAACCCCGCCCUCCGCCCCGUCCUGCAGAUGCCGCUCCGCACGGUGCACGCCUCGCUGUGCACGCGCGUUCUCCUCAACCUUCGCCGGGUCGCCGCCCAAGCCGCCUCGCCCACGAUGCCAGACUUUACAAUCGCGACCCUCAGCGGCAUCGCGUUCCGCGAUCCAAACGCUGAGGGGCGCACACGUCUUGAGGGACUCGAGGAGCAUCCGUACGGCAGGGAGCGGGGUGGGGGCGAGAACACCGUCUACAUCGAGCUCGAGCUCGAGGCUCUCUCGAGCCGUGGACGCUCGAGUCUGUCGCAGGAGAUCCUGCUCCAACCGAGUGCCCUGAGGACCAAGAGUGCGCCUGCGCGCUGCACGGGGACCACCUCGCACCAGCUCGAUGCCGGUCUGUACCUCGUCUCGUCUUACAUCUUCGCCCCCGGCUCGACGGACCUCAAGCUCGUCGCCACACGCCCGACCAAGGCCAGCGACAAGCUCACGAUUGGGUUGAUGACCUCCAGCGCUCGGUCAAAUCAAGAGUCCGCGGGCGUCGCGCGCUCCACGCCACCUUACGACGUCAUGGACGGCGGGGUAGAUUACACGAAGGGCGCGGAUGACCAGUGUAGCAACAUCUUCGACCCUCAGCUCCUCUCUGACCUCCUCUCCUCCCCCAUCCUCACCCACUUGGGCUGGUCUGUGCACGUCGAGCUCGCCUUCGACGAUAAACGCCCCGUCUUCUCCCCCGCGCCCGCCAACGAGUCCCCGCUUUUAGCGGUCCCGUUCACAGACAACAAGGACCGGUACACGGAGCUCCCUGGACUCCUCGCCCUCCACGUCAACCGGGGCGGCUACGAGGGCCAUUGCGCGCACCUCGCCCGUUGGGGCGCCCACCUUCCUCGCCUUCAACAGUCUCCCCGCCUCGCCGAGUUCAUCGCGCCCUCCAGCGAGCCCUAG
This is a messenger RNA of Epithele typhae, 1719 nucleotides long. RefSeq lists its product as uncharacterized. Lineage: Eukaryota; Fungi; Basidiomycota; Agaricomycetes; Polyporales; Epitheliaceae. The record is from RefSeq and is a predicted model, not a curated record. The transcript has 19 exons. Bases 1 to 1719 code for a protein of 572 amino acids.